Molecule: messenger RNA, 669 nt
Organism: Ramularia collo-cygni
Lineage: Eukaryota; Fungi; Ascomycota; Dothideomycetes; Mycosphaerellales; Mycosphaerellaceae
Exons: 2
Coding region: 1-669 (222 amino acids)
Source: RefSeq, a predicted model, not a curated record
AUGCUCCUCCUAUUACUUGGACUGCUGCUAAGCAUCAGUAACGCGCAGUCUCUUACGGGGGGCUAUAACCCUUCGAUAGCAGAUCCUACUCAGUCGUGCUUGAAGCGGAGUGUGUUUGUCUACACGUCGGCAUCGUCCACGUACAUGGUCACGGAUCUUGGAUCAGCCUCUCCUUCGAGCUGUAGCAAUACUGUCACUCUUACCUCAACAUCCAUCUCGACUGUGACAGUUUUCUCCGACGGGGCCAAUCAGACCAUCACUUCUUCGCUUCCAGCGUCUACAAUCACCAUCUUGCAACCAGCCGCAUCGAGCUUGCCCAUUACGAAUCAGACCAUCGAUUUUGAUGCCGGCUCUCCAAACUACGAGACAGCAUCUUCGGGGCCACAGGUCAGCGCCGAUGUAGUCAGUGCGGGACCGUUACUGCCCAACAGUGGUGAUAACUAUCUUUUGAUCACAUUCAGUGGAGGAGAAGGAGCCACGAGAGCUUUCAAACGACAAGCCAAUCAACCACAAUCCUACAAUGUCACCCAGCCGUUUCCCGCAUCUGCGGGUAGGGUACAUCGUAUACACUCAGCGCCUACGCUUCCAGUGCUCAAAAUGGGAACACUGCACCGGAAUGUACAAUCACGAUAUGCGCGGACAAUGACUGCAGUCCAGCUCGGCCUGUGA